Procambarus clarkii (red swamp crayfish) is the source of this 1222-nucleotide messenger RNA. RefSeq names its product trypsin I-P1. Gene Ontology annotation, molecular function: serine-type endopeptidase activity. The record is from RefSeq and is a predicted model, not a curated record. Gene Ontology annotation, biological process: proteolysis. Lineage: Eukaryota; Metazoa; Arthropoda; Malacostraca; Decapoda; Cambaridae.
GCAGGGUCCACCUGUGCCUCCACCAGUUACUAGCCUGGCACUCCAGUCACGCACCUUGGCACUCCAGUCGAGUAACUGCCUCUCUAGCGGGCAUCUACCACUCCUGGAUAGUACUGGGUACACAAGAGGGAUGAGGGCGUGGAUAGCCGUGGUGUGCAUUUGGGCGGGAGCGGGUGUGGAGGCCGCCCACUUGCUUCCAAGAGACCUUACCCGCCCGGAUCGCAUAGUGGGCGGGGAGCCGGUGAAGCGUGGUCAGUUGCCGUGGCAGGUGUCGCUGCAGUACCAUGGUCGACACUUCUGUGGAGGGACUCUCAUCUCUGAUACCUUGGUUGCUACGGCCGCCCACUGUACACAGACCUUCAACUUCGACGAGGUGAAGGUGGUGACGGGGGCCUGGGACCUGAGCGAGACCAACAGGAUGUACUCGGUGAAGACUGUGAUGGCGGCGCCCUACAGCACCGUCUCCCUCACCCACGAUAUUGCUCUCCUUAGACUCACCCUCGAAGACUCCGACAUCACCUCCAGAGUUGGCUCUGGAGGUGUGCCCAUCGCCCUGGAAACGCGGAAGGAGGUAGAGGCUGGUCAGCGAUGUACCAUCUCUGGCUGGGGGAGGCUGGCGAUGGGAGAUUCUUUAACAAAUGUCCUCAUGGCUGCCGAUGUGAAGGUGAAGAGUGACAGUGAUUGUUUUGAGAUCUUCCGGGGCUACUCCUUCUUCAAGGUCUACCCGAGUAACGUGUGUGCGGGAGGAGAGGACAAGGACGCUUGCCAGGGUGACUCUGGGGGUCCUCUGGUAUGCUGCAACAACUCCACCGAAGACCUCAACUCGUGCCGGCUGGUGGGCAUCACCUCGUGGGGCAUAGGGUGCGCCACUAGGGGUAUUCCUGGCGUGUACACAGAGGUCGCGCACUAUGUUAAGUGGAUGAAGGACACGAUCACCAAGGAGUACGGCACGGACGGACUCCGGGGACUCUCAUUCUUCGGUCAGGAAGAAUUAGUCACGGAGGACCAAGAUACCACCGACUAGAAGCGGGAGACAUGUACUAACACUGACCUGCUGAUAACAACACUGUCGUCUAAAAAUGCAUAGAACAAAGAGAUUAAAAUAUAAUGAAUGAAAAUCACUUGAAUUGGCUGAUGAAUAAUGUUUUCAGCUGAAGGUCAGCAAAUAUUGUCAUGAGCAUAGUCGUCUGGAGAGGUCUGUGUUGGCCACAAUAUAUAUAUA